UUGAUUACAGCAAGACAAAUGCUCGAACUGUGGAAGAAUUUAUACGAAGGUCAGACGAUAUCUGACGUACCAGAAUGUGACAGAAAAAGUGACACAAGAUCGGUGUUUCAACUAUAUACAUCAGAAAUGUCAGACAAAGACUCCAGCUCUCUACAACUUCACAACACCGCAGUGUCCAGGGUGGAGCAGGCGCUGAGCGAGGUUGCCAGUUCGAUGAGCAGUUUCAGUCCGAAACCCGGCCCGCAGAGGGCGUGGAUGUUGCAAUUGGAGGUGUGGCUUUUACUUGCCGAGCUGUAUUUGGCCUUGGACCAAAUAGCUGACGUGCAGCAAUGCAUUCAGGAGGCCAGUCAGAUUUAUCCGUUGAGUCAUCACAUUAUGCAUAUGAAGGGGCUGUUGCAUAUGCACAAUGAAGACUGGACGGAGGCAAAAUUCUGUUUCCAAAAUGCAGUGGCUAUAAACCCACUGCACGUAAAAAUCCUUACAACAACUGGGUUUAGUUUACCAUUACCUAGGAUUGCAAGGGUUGGCUGAAACUACCCUUAGGGAAGCGGCGAAAAUCGAACCUCACAAUACCAUUACAUGGUAUAAUUUGGGAAAGGUUUUGGAAGCGAUGGGAGAGUAUGAAAAAGCGGGUAAUUCUAUGGCUACAGCUUUAUUGGAAGAAAGAAAUAAUCCAAUAUUGCCGUUCAGUUCUGUGCCAUUAUGUUUUGAGUGAACCUAUGUCUGUUUUGGUAAAAAAAACGAAAUAUAUUAA
Molecule: messenger RNA, 754 nt
Organism: Sitophilus oryzae (rice weevil)
Lineage: Eukaryota; Metazoa; Arthropoda; Insecta; Coleoptera; Curculionidae
Product: tetratricopeptide repeat protein 7B-like
Exons: 4
Coding region: 19-531 (170 amino acids)
Biological process (GO): phosphatidylinositol phosphate biosynthetic process; protein localization to plasma membrane
Cellular component (GO): plasma membrane
Molecular function (GO): protein binding
Source: RefSeq, a predicted model, not a curated record